Molecule: messenger RNA, 882 nt
Organism: Eruca vesicaria subsp. sativa (arugula)
Lineage: Eukaryota; Viridiplantae; Streptophyta; Magnoliopsida; Brassicales; Brassicaceae
Source: the annotation of a GenBank genome assembly
AUGUUUUCAGUUGCUAAUAAAGUGGAUAGCAUUCACAUGAGACCUUGGAUUGGAUUUCAGUCAUGGCGUGCUGCUGGUAGGAAGGUCUCGUUAUCAUCUAAAGCUGAAGAGUCCCUGGAAAACAUUAUUCAACAGGAUACCAAGGGGGAGAUUGUUUACUUCUGGACAAAGCUAGACAUUGAUGCUGACUCACUUGGAAGUAGAAAUGGACUUACGUUCUGGUCGAUGUGUGAUAUCCUUAACCAAGGAAACUGCAGGACUACUUUCGAAGAGGCAUUUCGACAUAUGUAUGGGUUGCCAGAACACAUUGAAGCGCUUCCUCCCAUGCCUGAAGAUGGUCAUCAUUGGUCUUCUCUCCACAACUGGGUGAUGCCAACUCCGUCUUUCCUCGAGUUUGUCAUGUUCUCAAGAAUGUUCUCGGAGUCUCUAGAUGCACUGCAUAACAAUCUUAACGACUCCAAAAGUUGCUCACUGGCUUCAUCCCAGCUCGAGAGAAAGCACUGUUACUGCCGGGUUCUGGAACUGUUGGUUAAUGUAUGGGCAUAUCACAGCGGGAGAAAGAUGGUUUACAUAAACCCAAAAGACGGUUCAAUCGAGGAACAACAUUCAUUACCGCAACGAAAAGGUUUAAUGUGGGCUAAGUACUUUAACUUCACGUUACUGAAAAGCAUGGACGAGGACUUAGCAGAAGCAGCAGAUGAUAACGACCAUCCAAGGGAAAGAUGGCUGUGGCCACUAACAGGAGAAGUGCAUUGGAAAGGCGUUUACGAGAGGGAACGUGAAGAAAGAUAUCGUUUGAAAAUGGACAAGAAACGUAAAACUAAGGAGAAACUUUACGAUAGGAUCAAAAAUGGUUACAAGCAGAAAUCACUCGGAGGAUGA